Messenger RNA from Pongo pygmaeus (Bornean orangutan), 4675 nucleotides. It is a transcript of the gene SRSF1, whose product is annotated as serine and arginine rich splicing factor 1. NCBI's taxonomy places the organism in Eukaryota, Metazoa, Chordata, Mammalia, Primates, Hominidae. The record is from RefSeq and is a predicted model, not a curated record. Gene Ontology annotation, cellular component: nucleus; cytoplasm. Gene Ontology annotation, molecular function: mRNA binding. Bases 2013 to 2759 code for a protein of 248 amino acids. The transcript is spliced from 4 exons.
UGGAGUCUUGUUCUGUCACCCAGGCUGGAGUGCAGUGGCGUGAUUUCCGCUCACUGCAGCCUCCACCUCCUAAGGGUUCAAGAGAUUGUCCUGUCUCACCCUACCGAGUAGCUGGGAUUACAAGCAAGCGCCACCAUGCCCGGCUAAUGUUUUGUAUUUUUAGAAGAGACGGGUUUCGACAUGUUGGUCUCCAACUCCUGACCUCAGGUGAUCCGCCCGCCUCGGCCUCCCAAAGUGCUGGGAUUACAGGAGUGAGCCACCACGCCCAGCCUCAUCUAGUUUUCAUGUUUUAUGGUAUCUCUGUAAGUUGCCUCACAUCCUUGCAGAAAGGGACUGCUGUAAAUAAAUAACAUGAAGAAAAUUAUCCCUUAAAUUCAGGGUGUAGAUCUGUUACGGCAAAUUUAUGACUGCAGGGUUCGAUUUUAAUUUGUUGUUGUUUCCCCCUCCGUUUUUUUUCUUUUUUUUUUAGGAGGAGUCUCACUCUGUAGCCCAGGCUGCAGUGCAAUGCAAUGGCGCCAUCUCAGCUCACUGCAACCUCCGCCUCCAGGGUUCUAGCGAUCCUCCUGCCUCAGCCUCCGGAGUAGACUGGAUUACAGGCGCCUGCCACCAAGCCCGGCUAAUUUUUUGUUUUUUCAGUAGAGACGAGAUUUCACCAUGUUGGCCAGGCUGGUCUCGAAUUCCUGACCUCAAGUGAUCCAACCUCCUCGGCCUCCCAAAGUGCUGGCGUGAGCCACCGCGCCCAGCCUGAUUUGAAUUUUAAUUCAUUAGCGACGUUUAAAAAUCCCAGGAUUUCACAUAAAAAUCCAGAUUUCAGACGUCGAAAAAAAAAGUAAAAUGUUAUCUCCCAAUGCCGCAGGCAAAUAGGAUCACAGUCCUGAAUAGCAACCGCGGUCUCCAGUGGUUACGGUUCUCAUAUCCAUUUUGCUCCAUUUUAUUACCUGAGAGGACCGGUAUUUUCAAAACCUGGUGUAUCAGUAACUUUUAGGGGAAACUUUUGAAAAAAGGACUGCACACGCACCCUUUCUUCCUUCUCGUUCUUUGAAAGGAAACAACAGAAACAAUUCAUUCUGCAGGCAUUCUGCGCUAGUCCCACAGACAGGCGAUUAACAAGAGAUAAAAAGGUGUGGGUCCCAUAGGCGGUACGGUGUUACCCCUUCUAGUUCGCGGGUACCACGUUGCCGGUAGGGAUACGGACCCACUGCGACUAGCACAAGGAGUGCUGAACCGAGCUAUGCAAAAUUCUAACGAGAAGGUGGAACGGUACUUAAUGAAGAGGAUUAAGGAAUCUAAAUCGGUUUCGCUAAAUUAGACACAUCUGUCUAAGCAGCCACGGCCUGUUCGCAGCAGGGGUGGGAAGACAAACCAACGCCCCAGCUCUCCAUUCAAUCACCAGCAACUCAGUUCUGGACUAGACGCACUCUACGAAGAUACCCGGGUUUCCGGAGCAACCGCCCGGGCCGUCCUCCUUUGGCCCCGCCUCCGAGACUCUUUCCCGCCAAAGGCCGUUAUCGCCGCAGAGCAUGGUGGGACAACGCUUUAGGCUAGGUUUCACAAAGUCCUUUGAAGGCGCCGAGUUGCUUUCAAAGGUCCUCAUUCCUGGGGAAAUCGACCAUCCUUCAAGACCCGACCUGGAUGACUAGCUCCUUUAACGAAAGUUCGUUAUUUAACUUUUACCAAACGGCUGGUCACUCUGUUCGCAAACCACCCCAAGCUGGGAACGCGGGGGACUUUUUUUCCCCCUUCGUGCGGAGGGUGACGUCGCGCGUGCGUGCGCGUGCGUUGAGCGUAGCCCUCGCAGCACCCGUUGCGCUCCCGCGCGUGCGUGUUGGGAUCGAAUCGCUGUUUCCUUCCGCUUCUCUUCCUCUGUCUCCCCCCCAUAUCCGUGCGCCGAGCUGAUAAAGGCGCCAUUUUGGAGGGGCCGCGGGAGACGUGGUGCCGCUGCGGGCUCGCUCUGCCGUGCGCUAGGCUUGGUGGGAAGGCCUGUUCUCGAGUCCGCGCUUUUCGUCACCGCCAUGUCGGGAGGUGGUGUGAUUCGUGGCCCCGCAGGGAACAACGAUUGCCGCAUCUACGUGGGUAACUUACCUCCAGACAUCCGAACCAAGGACAUUGAGGACGUGUUCUACAAAUACGGCGCUAUCCGCGACAUCGACCUCAAGAAUCGCCGCGGGGGACCGCCCUUCGCCUUCGUUGAGUUCGAGGACCCGCGAGACGCGGAAGACGCGGUGUAUGGUCGCGACGGCUAUGAUUACGAUGGGUACCGUCUGCGGGUGGAGUUUCCUCGAAGCGGCCGUGGAACAGGCCGAGGCGGCGGCGGGGGUGGAGGUGGCGGAGCUCCCCGAGGUCGCUAUGGCCCCCCAUCCAGGCGGUCUGAAAACAGAGUGGUUGUCUCUGGACUGCCUCCAAGUGGAAGUUGGCAGGAUUUAAAGGAUCACAUGCGUGAAGCAGGUGAUGUAUGUUAUGCUGAUGUUUACCGAGAUGGCACUGGUGUCGUGGAGUUUGUACGGAAAGAAGAUAUGACCUAUGCAGUUCGAAAACUGGAUAACACUAAGUUUAGAUCUCAUGAGGGAGAAACUGCCUACAUCCGGGUUAAAGUUGAUGGGCCCAGAAGUCCAAGUUAUGGAAGAUCUCGAUCUCGAAGCCGUAGUCGUAGCAGAAGCCGUAGCAGAAGCAACAGCAGGAGUCGCAGUUACUCCCCAAGGAGAAGCAGAGGAUCACCACGCUAUUCUCCCCGUCAUAGCAGAUCUCGCUCUCGUACAUAAGAUGAUUGGUGACACUUUUUGUAGAACCCAUGUUGUAUACAGUUUUCCUUUAUUCAGUACAAUCUUUUCAUUUUUUAAUUCAAACUGUUUUGUUCAGAAUGGGCUAAAGUGUUGAAUUGCAUUCUUGUAAUAUCCCCUUGCUCCUAACAUCUACAUUCCCUUCGUGUCUUUGAUAAAUUGUAUUUUAAGUGAUGUCAUAGACAGGAUUGUUUAAAUUUAGUUAACUCCAUACUCUUCAGACUGUGAUAUUGUGUAAAUGUCUAUCUGCCCUGGUUUGUGUGAACUGGGAUGUUGGGGGUGUUUGUGGUUAUCUUACCUGGGGAAGUUCUUAUGUUUAUCUUGCUUUUCAUGUGUCUUUCUGUAGACAUAUCUGAAGAGAUGGAUUAAGAAUGCUUUGGAUUAAGGAUUGUGGAGCACAUUUCAAUCAUUUUAGGAUUGUCAAAAGGAGGAUUGAGGAGGAUCAGAUCAAUAAUGGAGGCAAUGGUAUGACUCCAAGUGCUAUUGUCACAGAUGAAAUUGGCAGUAUUGACCUUAUACUAAAAGGCAGGGGUUAAAAAUGAUUAUAUACAUUUUCCUUAAAACACUUGCAAACAUUUUAUUCAGUUAUCUUUAGCUACAAUUGCUUUGCUCUUUAAACCUUGGCAAUUGUGGCAAAAUUAUAUUGCCCAUUUUGUAGCAACUUAUUUUGCUCCCUUCCCCCCAUUUUUGUUUUAAUAGGGACUAAUGUGGGAAGAACUGGCUAAUUUGUCACAGUACUUAGUUACAACUGUUAAUGUGUGACCUGCUGUUGGUGUACAUGUGGGUACAGGGUGUCUUUAAAUCCAACAAGAUAGAGUAUAAUAUCAAUACUGCUAAAUCUGCAUGUCCUCUGUGUGACUGAUAGAGCGUUGCUAUUUCAUUUUUUUAAGACAAAAUGAAAGCAAAAUAUAGAGUUCCAAUGUAUUGGUGUAGAUAAUCUAGUUGGGAAUACUUUUAAGUCUCACCUUCCCCUUUAAACUAAUAUUCAUAAUUGGUUCAUAUGUUUAAAAGACUUUAAUUUACAAAUUAAAUUGCAAAUGGGAGCAUUAGAUUUAGUUUUAGACUUAGGUGGGUAGCAAUGCCAGUAAACUUAAAUUACGUAACUUCUUGCAACCACGAAACCUGUAAUACGCUGUACAGUAACAAGUGUUGGCAUUAUCAGUUGAACUGUAAAUACAAAAUGCUUCUUCCAAUUAGUCUCUAUGAUGAUUAAGUUUCUAAAAUUUAUCUGAACACCAUUCAGAAACUUGUUUUGGGGAAUUUGAUAGUUAUUGAUGUGCAUCUGUUAAACUGAUGACAGACAUAACUCAUCAUUCCCCAGAAACCUUUUUUGAUUACAGUAUCUAACAUUUUGCCUCCUCUUUUUUGGUUUUGCUGGUUAUAAAGGUUUGGAUUGGAGAGGGCUCACUGGAUCCCAAUCCUUGGAGCUGGAUCAUUGGAUUCAAAUCAUAAUGUGGAUAGGAUAGGGAGGAUGAAUUACCAGGAUUCAUGGAGCGGGAUCAGAUUACCAGGAACAUAGGAGUGGAUUCCUGCCCCAACCAAACCGCAUUCGUGUGGAUUUUUUUAUUCAACUUAAUUGGCUAUUCCAAAGAUUUUUUUUUUUUUCCUAUUUUUGACGAUUGGAGCCCUUAAGAUGCACGAUGGAAUUGUGUUUUGCGUUUUUUGGUAAAAGGAGCAAAGCGAGGACCUGGAGAUAAACGCUGGAGCAAUCUCCUUGGAAGGAUUCAGCACGAGUAGAUGGUAAACAUUUAAAGGGGAAAGGGGGGGUUUGUUUAAAAUAGUAAAUCAGUAAGUCACUUCUAAAUUUAAAGAAAACAAAAUUGGAGUUGAAGAAUAAGUAGGUUUCCAAUUGGCUAUUGCCGUUUUCUUUGAAAAAAUAAACAUUUUUUAAAAAACUA